Messenger RNA from Drosophila sulfurigaster albostrigata, 3318 nucleotides. RefSeq lists its product as uncharacterized. The coding region runs from base 613 to 3270 and encodes 885 amino acids. NCBI's taxonomy places the organism in Eukaryota, Metazoa, Arthropoda, Insecta, Diptera, Drosophilidae. Gene Ontology annotation, cellular component: extracellular region. Gene Ontology annotation, molecular function: chitin binding. The record is from RefSeq and is a predicted model, not a curated record. The transcript has 6 exons.
CCAAAAGGUAAUGGAUACUAAUCACUUUACUAUCGAGGAAUUACAAAUAAUUGUGAAAUAAAUAUAACACAAAAUGAUAUUGAUGGGUAGCGAAGUGCAUCAGCGAAUCGUUAAGACCGUUCAGCUGUAGCGCAACAUAUCUUGAGGCACUUUUUAGCAGCUAUGCUGAUGUCUUUCGGGCCCCAUAAGCAAAAUACGGCCAAUGCGGUGCUGUUGAGGUCAAUGAUUUCUUAUGCGUCGUUGUCUUUUUGCUGCUGCUUUUCACGCUUUUGGCUUCGGCUUCGACUUUGGCUUUGGCUUUGGCUCACAAAAUACUUUUCGAGCAUAUAUUGAAUAUUAAUUAAACAGCUAUGCCGGCUUAUGUAAACAUUCAUGCUCGCAUGUUACUGACCGAAUGAUACGAAUGAAGAAGUCUCUGGACCACUGACUGCUGUAAUGUCAAUCUAUUAACUCAUUUCGAUGACAUAAUAUGAUAUACAUAGUUGGAAAUUACGCAUACUAUGAUUCACUAAGUAGAACAGAAAAAUAUUAUCAUUUAGGUAUCUUCUAUACUUACCUCUGUCGGAGGCCACAGAUUGAUAAACAAUAUACAAUUAAGCUAAAAAGAAAUGCAUGUUUUCUCAAUCAAUUGUGAUAUUUUUGGGGAAAAAUGGAGCCCAUAAAUUCAGCGCAAUUGAAACUGAGAGGCAUCAGUUAGACAUUCAACGCGACGUCAAUAAAAUGUAUAAAUUUGCGCUAUUUUCGUGCUUGGUACUUUGUAUGUGCUCAUUGAGGCACGUUCAUGGAGAUGUGUUCGAGGAAUGUUCAAAUUCGCAGGAAGGAAGCUUUGUUGCCAGCUGGGAGAAUUGUCAAUCGUAUGUUUAUUGCGAUGGUGAUGAUUCCAUACUGGGUCAGUGCGAUGAUGGCGAAUACUUUGACUCGGAAUCUGGGGCAUGUGAUCUAUCAACGAAUGUGCGCUGUUUUUUGGAUGAGGUCGACGAACCGCCAAUGCCAGACGAAGAAGAAGAGGAGGAAGAGGCCGGAGAUGACGAUUUACCACUUGAACCAGAGCCAACGCCGCCAACAAUGGAUAAUCCAACCACAGUGGACUAUUUAAACAUUGCGCCCGUUGUAAAGCCCAACUGCCCGUUCAGUGAUGAUCCGAGCCAGGUUAUUCUGAUGCCAAACAAUGCAUCAUGCACUGGAUAUUAUCUUUGCUAUCAUGGUCAUGCCAUGGAAAUGCAUUGCACUAAUGACCUGCAUUUCAAUGCCCAGAGUGGCCAGUGUGAUCAUCCCGAAAACGCUCAUUGCGCGCUGGCUGAGCCGACGGCACACAAGUGCUUGCCCCAUAUGACCGAUUUCUUUCCACAUCCGGAUAAGUGCAGUUAUUUCUACUACUGCAUCAAGGGCUUUCUGACGCUGCAACAGUGUCCCUUCUUCUAUGGCUGGGACAUUGAACGACGAAGCUGUGUGCAUCUGAACGUGGCUAAAUGCUUUGCCACCUCGAGACGUGCGUCUAAGCACGCCUCGCAACUGUCGCACAAAAUGAGACAAUCUAUUCGAAUUGACAUCCUGCCCGUCGUUUUUACCGUCAUCAUUCUCGGUUGCGUCUUCCCCGUUCGCGCCAUUAAUAUCACCGAAUGCGGUAGCAACGAAAAUGGGGAAUACAUGAACAUUACUCGCUCGGAUUGUAACUACACUGUGAUAUUUUGUAAUGGCCAGAACUCACAGUUCUGCGACGCAAUCGAUAUGUGUGAUCCCUCUUACAGUUGCCCUGAAGCCACCGAUAUAAGCGGCAGUACAACAAUUGGAACAACACCCAGUACAUCGAAUGGAUCAACAUUCAGCACAUCCAUUGGAUCAACAGUCAGCACAACGCCACGAUCCACAACGACAGGAACUCCAACAGAGGAUAUACGAGCGAAGUGUAGGCGAGGGAUUACAGCAAAAUACAAAUAUCCCGGCAAUUGUAAUUAUUACUAUUACUGUCUUGAGGGAUUUCUGAUUGUGGAGCAGUGCCCCUUCGGCUUUGUCUUCAGCGAGGAGACAAAAGCAUGUUCGAGGCUAACGCCAGACUAUCAGGGUUGCAAUUUGAUGCGAACUUAUAUGUUGAAACUCCUACUACUUGUACUUGGGUGCCUGCCACCUGAGCAGCUGAUUGAGGCGGCCUUCCUGCAGGAAUGCGAAGGCUACAUCAUCACCCUUAUUACCAAUCCGAAUUCAGAGUGCAGCGAGUUUAUCCAUUGCGAUGGCGAUAAUUCCUAUUACUGUAAUGGAGAAUGCGACGAGCCUGUGAGUUGCUACGAAUCCACAACGGUGGUCCCAACCACACAACAACGCCUGUCGACCGUCACCAGAGAGGCGAGCACCAAUAAUGUCUAUACAGAGCCCUACACAACUACUACGAAGAGAACAACAACUACUACGAAGAGAACAACAACCACUUCGCCCAUUGACAGCAACUGCGGAAGCAUGCAUAAUUCUAAAAGAUACUGUGCGUUUUUACUGGUGUUAGUUUGCCUCUUUGGCUCUGAAUCUCUAGCAGAUAUUUUCGAGCAGUGUAAUGAAGAAAACGAUCAACAGUUUAUAGUGUCUAAUACGAGUUGCACUCAUUUCAUUCUCUGCAACGGUGAGGACUCCCAUGAAGGCGAGUGCCCAGACGGAGACAGAUUUAAUGCUGAUGAGCAAAUGUGUGAGCUUAUGGAGGAUAUCGAUUGUCGCACUGGCCAGUCCAUUGAUAUUAAUAACAACAUUAUCACGGAAAGUGCUACCUCAGCUCCAGAAACAACUACAACUACACUGACUUCAACGCUAGCAGUUGUCCAAACUACAAGCCCAUCUCCUGCGGAUAGUAGUCCCGCCAGCAGCUUAACAAUUUCAUCCAGCAAUCCAGUAUUUACCUCUGUGGCUAGCAUCUGUCCACGCGCAGAUAAUCCCAAUCAAAUCGUGCUCUUGGCUCAUGAACAAUCCUGUUCCGACUACUUUAUUUGCUACGGUGGUCAACCUAUUGCCAUGCACUGUGCGCCGACUUUGCAUUUUAAUGUAAAAACUGGAAAGUGCGACAAAGCUGAGAUAGUUAAAUGUUUGAGAUCGAGCAUUGCCGUUCGGGAUCAGUGUAAGAAGCACACUGUUGAUGUUUACCCCCAUCCAGAUAAUUGCAACUAUUUCUAUUAUUGCCGCAAUGGUUACCUUUUGCUUCAGCAGUGCCCAUUCUUCUAUGGCUGGGAUUAUGAUAAGCGUUCUUGUGUAGCGAUUCGUCAGGCCAAAUGUUAUGGUCGUACUCGUAUUUGAUUAACUACAACUGUAAAUGUCAUUUAAAUAAAUUUGUUUCUUUUUUCC